This is a messenger RNA of Suncus etruscus (white-toothed pygmy shrew), 891 nucleotides long. RefSeq names its product potassium calcium-activated channel subfamily M regulatory beta subunit 1 (gene KCNMB1). The coding region runs from base 109 to 684 and encodes 191 amino acids. NCBI's taxonomy places the organism in Eukaryota, Metazoa, Chordata, Mammalia, Eulipotyphla, Soricidae. Gene Ontology annotation, cellular component: voltage-gated potassium channel complex; membrane. Gene Ontology annotation, biological process: detection of calcium ion; potassium ion transport. The record is from RefSeq and is a predicted model, not a curated record. The transcript has 3 exons. Gene Ontology annotation, molecular function: potassium channel regulator activity; calcium-activated potassium channel activity.
CCAAGCCCACAUACCACUUGCCUCUUCUCCCUCCCUGCUGACCAGUGCUAUCUCCCUCCCCCCUGUCUGCAUCCUUAACCCUAGACAUGAUCACAGUCACCUGGAAACAUGGGCAAGAAGCUGGUGAUGGCCCAGAAGCGGGGGGAGACACGAGCGCUGUGCCUGGGCGUGGCCAUGGUGGUGUGUGCGGCCAUCACCUACUACAUCCUGGGCACCAGCCUGCUGCCCCUCCACCAGAGAAGUGUGUGGACUCAGAGAUCAACAUGCCAGCUGCUUGAGACCCACAUCCGGGACCAGGAGGAGCUGAAGGGCAAGAAGGUUCCCCGGUACCCAUGCCUAUGGGUGAAUGUAUCAGCGGUGGCCGGGUGGGCUGUGCUGUACCACACCGAGGACACGCGGGACCAGAACCAACAGUGCUCCUACAUCCCAGACAGCCGAGACAACUAUCAGACAGCCCGUGCAGAAGUGGAGGAGGCCCGCACCCGGUUCCACACGCACACAGUUUUCUACUGCUUCUCAGCUCCGCAGGGCCAGGCCAGCGACGUCCUAUUCCAGCGGCGCUAUGGGCCACAGGCGCUGCUGGAUGCGUUCUUCUGGCCCAGCUUCCUGCUCACUUGUGGCCUUCUGCUCAUUGCCAUGGUCAAGCUCAACCAGUCUCUCUCUGUCCUCGCUGCCCAGAAAUAGACCCCUGGUAGUACCCCUGGUAAUAGUACUCCUGAUAGCUCCUUUCUCUGUCCCAUCCACGUGAGCAGAGGGGUGCCUCUGUAACAAGUGGGUCCUGUUUACCAGCUCUCCUAGCCUAAACCCCACAAACAUGCUUCCCUCUGAGACUGACUUCUCCCAACCCGUUCUUAAGGCAAGGUCAGCCCUGGCAUAGCUAACAUACAGGCA